UAUAUGUGAACUGUAUCCUGAGUUGCAGUCUUGUGCCUGCAUUCCUCUCAUCUAGGAUUUGCUUGAAAGGGGGAUUAAAAAAAAAACGUAGAUUGGAAUACGGCGCGGAAGCAUCUGUUUUCAAUAAGGACUAACAUUUGAAAGGACGUGAUAUCCGUGGGUCGCUGAAUUGAUUGGAUAUUUUUGCUUUCCGUGAGUCAGCUCUUAAAAAAAAAAAAAAGGGCAUACAAAUGAGAAGAAAGGUAAACAGAUACGUCGUUUUUAAUUCGCGUUAAACAGGAAACCAGAUGGGUUGACGAGCGAUAACAAGGGCUAAACGAUAUCGUCUCCUUUAAGAGCAAGAAAGCCAGGAAGCUUUAGUACAUGAAUAUUUUAGGCGAGUUAGCUUCCUCAAAAUAAAAUACACGACAUUAGUCGCUAAAAAUGAACGAAACCCAUUUCUGGUGAGUGCGGCCAGGUAAACAUCAGGCGAAACAUGGAGAAGGAGAGCAUUUUAGAUCAUCCUUUAAUAUUUGACCAACACAGAUAACGAGAGAAUAGAUUUUAAGCACGAUUAAAUCUCUAGUCUUUGGGUUUUAAUGCUUCAAAAGCAUGCUGGCAUACAUAUUUGCGCGUGAAAUGUAUGUUCAUUUACAGUCGUGUCACGACAAUCGAUAAAUGUAGUUUCCAGCUCUACCGGAUGCAUUCCUUACAGUUGUAAGAAAAAGAAAUCCUUUUGUUGGUGUUAAAAAACAACACACCACAUAGGCUCAGGUCAACUUUAUUAUUCCAGCGUAGCGUGCGCAAUAUUCAGAGAAGCUUUAUUGUAAUUCCAACAGGGCAGAUGUCAUGUGCCCUGGGCACAAAUCAAAAACGUGAUCGACUGCUUUAGUAAAUGACUAUGGCUGCUUUGCCCGUCUGCGUGCGAAAGGACAUUUCCAUUGCUUGAAGUUAAAGUGCGAAGUCCCUCUUUUUCCUGUUUUAAACUUAGUAAAAGACGACAUGCUCCGCAUGCAUUUUCAUGUUGAUGUAACUGAUCUUAUCUUGAUUAUGUAUGAUAGCAUGGUGGUGUUAUUAGAAAAUUAUUUAGUAGUAUUUAACUUGUAGUUUAAUUAUCUAUCAGCAGGUAGGCAGACAUUGUCACUGAUUACAUUACAAAUUAUUAUUAUCAGCAUUAUAAAUCCCGUUCAGUCUGAAUGCGUUCUUGCGUUAAAAAACGACCAAACCACACGCAGCGCAACGAACGGAACGCAGGAGUCUCGAGACGCGUUUCUAAAAGUUGACGUUCUUUUUUAACUUGACGAAAGUGUCUGAAAACCAAAGACCUCCUUCUAGCGCAUGUUACAUAGAAGAACUAUUGAACAACAGCGUAGACGGACGCACAAACGUUUUCAGUGUGAACGGUCCCGUAGAUAUUUUGUCUCGUAAAGACUUUUCGUUAUUAGAAAGGCCAAGCUACCGGUUUCUCUCCUUAUAAAACCCACAUACAACUGCAAAAACGCGCACAAUAUUCCACGCAAUCGUAUUGCGAAGCCAGAUUACGUUUUUUUCCUCUCUCACUCGGCUGCGGUAUUUUAUUGCUGACAACAUCGCCAAGAGCAGAGACGCUCCCUUAGUAUGUUUGGGGUUGACUGACAGCUGUGACUUCCGUGAUUGUAUGGUCUUUAUCAACUCACCUAACACUUGGAUAUACACGAAUAAGUCACAAGAAUGAUUGAAACGUUAUUAGGUCGGUGCUAGAACUUUAUGUUUGCCUUCCACGUGCUCCAAAGCUGAUUAACUCAAAACGGGAUGUCGGAUCAACUGGUUGAGAUGGCUGAGAACUGGCGAAACUGCUUUGAGGAGGAACUCAUUUGCCCUAUAUGUUUGCAUGUGUUCGUGGAGCCCGUGCAGCUGCCUUGCAAACACAACUUCUGCCGAGAAUGCAUCAGUGAGGCCUGGGCGAAAGACGCGGCCAAUGUGCGCUGUCCGGAGUGCAACCACGCAUACAACCAGAAACCAAAUCUGGAGAAAAACAUCAAGCUGAACAACAUCGUGGAGAAGUUUAACGCGCUGAACGUCGAGAAAUCAACAGCCGUACUGCAUUGCAUUCUGUGUAGGCGAGGACCUCCUCUUCAAGCACAGAAAGUGUGUCUUCGAUGUAAUGCACCGUGUUGUCAGUCUCAUGUUCAGACACAUCUUCAGCAACCCUGUCCCGCUCCUGGCCAUUUACUAGUGGCGGCUGAGGAGGUCAGGGCAUGGAGCUGUCCACACCAUGAUGAAUACAGACUCUAUCAUUGCGAUGUGGAACAGGUGUCUGUCUGCCAAUAUUGUUACUUCUCUAGAUGUGCGACCAACCACGGCAAUGCAGUUUGCGACGUGGAGGUACGACGCAAUGAGAUCAGGCAUAUGUUGAUGAAGCAGCAGGAUCGUAUUGAUGAUCGAGUGAAAGACAUUGAGGAGCAGCUGUAUAAGUUAGAGUCUGAUAAAUUACUGGUGGAGGAUAAGGUACGGCAGCUGAAGGAGGAGGUGCGUGUGCAGUAUCACAAAAUGCACCAGCUCUUAGAAGAUGACCUGGGGAGAACUCUGGAAGUGCUGGAUAAAGCACACUCAAAGUACUGCCAAGAGAAUUCCACCCAAACCCUACAGCUCAAUGAACGUCGCCAGGAGGCCAAGAAACUGCUCAGCUCUGUCCAAGUUGUGUUUGACAAGGCAGAGGAUAUUAACUUCAUGAAGAGCACAAAACCAGUGAAAAUACUCAUGGAUAGAUCACAAUCAUGCACAGGCAGCGUUCUGCCUCCUUAUAAAGUGGGUCAUCUUAAUUCCAAAAUAUUCCUCUCUGAAGUCUCAAAAAAGGAAAAGAACUUGAGAAAAUUACUGGAAGCACCAUUCAAUACUUCUGCACACUUCCUCCAGAGCGUUUCUGUCCACCCCUCCAGUGUGAAUAACUAUGGGGGUGAGAAACGCAAACACUCCAAGGCCUUCCCAGAAAGCUGCACCAGCCUGCUAGACUCCUCAUCAGGCCCCAUGAGUAAACAGCCCUUCCUGGGUCAAGGCUCCAACUCCACAGAUGGGCCCUCCUCCCAGCCACCCAUGGCUCCCUGUAGCUCCACCCAGCACAUUGUAGGCCUCAGUAGUAGCAGUGGCGCUCAGUCGGUCCAUCAUUCCAGAUCUGUUUUUACUCCUGCCGACUAUCCCAAUGCUAGCUCGUCCCAGCAGGCCAUGCUGCCGCAAUAUGGCGGCCGUAAGAUUCUUAUGUGCACGAUGGACAAUUGCUACUGCUCUAGCGUACCCUCCAUAUCAAACCAUCGUGGCCAUGCUCCUUACCCACGCUCUGGAUCUUUCCCAUGGACACAGGAUUACUCCCACCCCCUGCCCUCCACACCCGCAAUGUCCCAGCCCCUCCAGGGGCUCUCCAUGCAUGACUGGAUCGAUGCCUCACAGAGUCACAGGCACCCUGACUUCUAUGGAUUGUAUGGGCAAUCUUCCACUAAACCUUAUGUUACCAGUUAACCGUCCACUGCUGUCAGAUGGGCAUCUCUGGUUUAUCUCCAAUAUUGCUUAAAGUGUUUGCUUACAAAUCUAAGGAUAUAGGUGAGUUAAAGAAGUAGUUCACCCAAAAAUGAAAAUUCUGUCAUAAUUUACUCACUCUUAGGUGUUUCCAAACAUGUAUGACUUUUUUCGUUGUGUGGAUCACAAAAGGAGAAAUUUUAAAAGAUGUUCCUUUCGCUGAUUUCAAUUCAGUGGCAGUGGAUAGGGACUCAAGUGUUAUAAAAGCAGUCCAUAUGACCAGUGCGUCAUAUUCCAAGUCUUCUGAAUUAAUACGGUUUUGGUAAGAAACAACCUGAAAUUUAACUGUUUUUGCAGUUAAUAUUUUGACUUUCUCUGUAGUUCUCCUUUCAUAGCAUUCAUGAGUGCAUGAGACCCCCAUUGUACAAAGGUGUCUGGAUUUGUUCCUGGCAGGCAGCAGAUACCCUAAACCUGCCCCCAUCUCUAAUCCUAACCAUAUGAAGCCUGUAAGGCUGAGUAGCCUGACAGGAACAACCACAGGCACCUUUGUGCAAUGGGCGCAUGAGACAAGCGCGUUUAUGUCUUUGUGUGUUUACGCGAGAACUUGCGUAAGCCAUUAUGAAUAUUACACGGUGUAUUUCUUUCUUCUGUGGAGCACAAAAGGAGAUGUUAGGAAGAAUGUUAGCCUCAAUCACCAUUUACUUUAAUUGUAUGGAAUAAAGAUGCAAUGAAAGUGAAUGGUGAAUAUUGUGCCUAACAUCUUUUGUGUUCCACCGAAGAAAGUCAUAUGUGUUUGGAUCAAUAUGAGGAUGAGUAAAUGAUGACAGAAUUGUAAUUUUUGGUUGAUCUGUCCCUUUAACUCACUACAUUUUUUUCUUGCAUUAUAAUUUGCCUUUCCUUCUAAAUCAGAUUUAUUAACAUCACAAUUAAAAAGACAUUUAUGGCACUUUGUCUUCUUGUUCAUCAUGCAAUGCAAGCCUUAUGACUCUGAAACACUGAUCUCUUCCAACUUAAGCAUUAAAAACCCUUCUAUCCCUGUGUAAAGCAAGAUAAGGGAAUCUUUCUUUGAGAAAGUGGAGGUGGGACCCAGAGUUUUUAAAAUUACAAACAGAUUUUGGAUAAUUGCAGAGGGUGCUGACCUAGAGCAGAUAAUGAUCGCUUGUAAAUGGAGUCAGUUUUAACUUUCACUCCCCUCUUCCUGCCUUUAGGGUAUCUGGAAUCUGGUUCAGUUUUAUUAUGUGGUAAAAAUUCCUUUUUAUGUUGCUAUUAAAGUUCUUACAGUUUUAUUAAUAGUAGACGGGGAUUAUUAUUAUAAAAAAAGAGGAAUGGCAAAGAUGAGUGAGGGUUUUUUUAUUAUUAUUAUUAUUUAUUUUUACAUUUCACCUCUACUGCACCUUAAAUAUUUGGGCUAAGGAACUGCACCACAUUGACUGGGGACUCAGAUUAGGGUUUGUUGUGUUACUUCCAUUCGUUAGAGGCCAGAGGAUCUUGUUGUAUCCUGUUUACAAUUAUGGAUUACUUUUUAUGGAUUCACAGUAGGUUGGAAAAGAUCAAUACAAAAACUCAAUACAAGUUCAAUUCCUUUAGAGGGUGUUUACAGACUUUCAUGAGCUCUAACAGACUGCUCAUAAAAUGCCAAGCUAUUGCAUCUGAAAUAAUUCUGGAUUCUUGUUUCUGUCAGGUUAUGUUUCUCCCUGCAGUCAAGCACAUCUAAAGCAUGUUCAAGAUGAUUGCUGUCUACACACCUGUCAGUUGUAUAAUUGCAUAGAUAUACUUCCUGUUUUAGUCUGUGACAUAGAUGCCCAAAGGGGUUUAUGGUCACUGUGCAACACUGAUUGUCAUGAACAUGCUGAAAAUCUUUCAACUUCCUCUUUGUGAUUGUAGGCAUGCAGGAGAGCCUUUCUGUGCACUCAGAACUCGGUGACUGUAGAGAAUGGGUUUUUUUCCCCACAGAUUUUAUACAAGUGAACUGGACUGCAUACAUUUGGAAAUCAAGAUAAUGUGCUUCAAAAGAUUAUUAAAUCCUGGUUUCAACAGAACUGUAUAUAAUCUCUUUUUGUUUUUUUUUUUUUUUUUUUUUUGUUUUUUUGCAACAGAAAUAAUGGCACUACACAAUUUAAUUAAAAAAAGCAUUGAAAUAAACAGAAAAAUGCAUAGGUGGUUACAGAAGCCCCAUCUGUGUUAUGUCCAUGACCUUUUCCUGAAAUAAGUCUGUAAGGUUACAUGCACGACUAUAAUCGAGCCACAGUUGGUUUUUGCAUAGUCAAGCUACAAUCUUCAUCUGUCUGUCCAAGUAGGCUUAUAAAUGAGAAUGUGUAAAUUAUAUUUAAAGGAAAGAUGUCAGCUGAGGAAGUGUUAAAUACACGUUGUGCAUCACCUCUAUUUCAGAGCAUGUGCACAAUGUUGAGGCCUAUUAAUAUGUAAAAAUGCUGGACAAAGUCGAGCUACAACUGCUUGAACUACUUUGCAAAAAUCGGACUGGUAAAAUUUCAAAUGAAAACGUUGCUUGACAUUUUAAAAAGAAGAGUUAUUGUUUUAGUCUGACUGACAUUCGUUCAACUGAAACUUUUAAUGUAAACGUCCGGAAUGAUAUAGGUUUAAUUUUGUGCAUUGAUGUUAUCAGCCCAUUAGAACAGAAAGAAAUGGCUGUAAAAUGAUAUAGUCCCUUUAGCUCUAUUGUCACUAGUUCUUUUAAUAUCCAUUUUCAAUGACAAACUGCAUGACUGGCACAUCACUGAAUACUUAAUGACUGGGCAGAAAAAGCACAGUUUGCACUACCAGUGUACUGCACCCUCCUUUUGUCCUUCGGGCCAUUUUUGACCAGUAUUGAAACCAUUAAAAAUGCAUAAAUUCUUGAUUAAUGUACAACGGCACUAAAGACCCCCCUUUACAAAAACUAUUUUUUAAAGAAUUUUUUAAAAUGUAAAAAUUAAACAAGUUUAAAAACUUGACAAACACUGGCCAAGGAUGUCUCAGUUUGGCAUUUUGUAAUAUCAACAAUUUCUGAUUUAUUCUGCUUGUAGAAAAUCAACAGUGAAUACUUUAGAGUUACAAUUUGAGUACAUGCCUGUUUUACAAAUUAAUCUCUAUUGCCUUUUUCUUUUUUUUUUCUUCAGCAAAAAAAAAAUCAAAAAUGGGAAGACUUUGCACAUCCGUUGCUACAAAUCCAUUCCUUCCCACAGAUGUCAAAUAAUUUGUUGCAGUGUUACAGGGCUUUGGGAAGGUGCCAUAAUUGUUCUUUCUGCCAUCUACUGUUUUAGGAGAAAAUUAUAUGCAAUAAGUCAUUUACCAUUGGAGGGCCUUUGGCCCCAUUGAACCAUAUCAUAUGAAAUAAUGUUAGUAAACAUAUUUAUUACAUGUUACCUUACCUGUUCAAAAAAAAUAAAUAAAAAUAAAUGGAUGAUUUUC
Molecule: messenger RNA, 6876 nt
Organism: Myxocyprinus asiaticus (Chinese sucker)
Lineage: Eukaryota; Metazoa; Chordata; Actinopteri; Cypriniformes; Catostomidae
Product: E3 ubiquitin-protein ligase TRIM8-like
Exons: 6
Coding region: 1771-3471 (566 amino acids)
Source: RefSeq, a predicted model, not a curated record